UCACAACAGUGGACGUGCGGUUGUUACAGUUACGUGAAUGGGAGGGGGCCAACUGGGGUCUAUUUGUUAAACGUAAAAACGUUUUUUAAAGUUAUGGUUUAUUGUUGAUUUAUAUAUUGAGAACGGAUUACAUUUUGGUUUCAACAGAGGCAUAUCUUUAUAGGAGUUUAUUAUCUUUUUAACUGUGGAGUGUUUUUUUUAGUUUUCUUUUUUUUUUUUUUUUUUAGUAUCACCAGCAGCAGCUGUGCGUGUGUGGCUGUGUGGCUGAAAGAGAACACCAAUAAUAAUAAUAAUAAUAAUAAUAAUAAUAAUGCCACGGGAGAACAUGGCCUCUCUGAUCCAGAAAAUUGCCAGGCAAGCCCGGAAAACUUUCAAAAACUGCGCUUCGCCCCCGAUCGGAGAGAACAGCAAGGUUUUUUUGGAGAACCAGGCGAAACUCAGGAACCUCCUGCACGAAAUCCGGGCGGAAGAUCUCAACAUUGCACCCAGGAAGCUCGACCCUUCUCCUAUCUCUGUCCCUCACAACCCUCCCGUCACCUACAUGCAUAUCUGCGAGACUGGUGCAUUCAGCAUGGGGGUCUUUCUGUUAAAAGGCGGGAGUUCAAUCCCUUUACAUGACCACCCCGAGAUGAACGGCAUGCUGAAGGUUCUCUACGGGAAAGUCAGCAUCAGUUGCUUUGACAAGUUGGAUAACCCGUCUGAUGCCGCCAGUGAGGUGCAGUUUAACCCACCUGUGCUGCCCUAUCAAAAGGACGCCCUGAGGAGGUCUAUACUCCGGUCUGUCGGGGAAUACACAGAGCACAGCGGGCCUUGCAUCUUGACUCCCAAAAAAGACAACUUGCAUCAGAUUAAUGCCGUGGACGGACCUGCUGCUUUUCUGGAUAUCUUGGCUCCCCCGUAUGACCAGGAUGACGGCAGAGACUGCCACUAUUACAAAGUUCUGCAAAACGGAGACGAGAAAUUGGAGGCAGGAGAGCAGAAAGAAAUGUGGCUGCUAGAAAUCCCGCAGCCCUCCGAUUUUUGGUGUGGCGCAGAGCCUUAUCCGGGCCCCCAAGUUACUCUCUAAUUAAACGGGAAAGAAAGGGUUAAUACAAUACAAACUGUACUAUAUCAGAACAUUCCAAACGGAGUUUAAUAACAAUUGCUGUAAUACGAAUUGAUCUACUGGAGUAAAACGCGGAUUCUCAGGAUCUACCUAUGUAAGAUUGACUCGCUAUGGUUUUAUUACAGGAAAAUUAAUCGAUAUGCUUCAAGUAUUACCCUGCAUGGCAGUUUGUAUUUUGUGAAAACUCCCUUUUCAAGCACCUACAUGAAAGUUAAAAAGUAUUAAUUGUAUCACGUUACUUGCUCGUUCUAUUGUUAAUAGUUAAACACCUAAUACAGUACAGUGCUUUCCAAACCAUUUACCACAGUUAACUUCGAAGUGUGAAAUUACAAAUCUUAUAGCCUUAAGCUGCAUUUAAUUUAUUGGUAGUCGAUAUUACCUUUUUUGUGUAUCAUUUAUUAGUGUGAGCAACAACAAUAAAGUCUGCACUCUAUA
Messenger RNA from Polyodon spathula (Mississippi paddlefish), 1540 nucleotides. Its product is annotated as 2-aminoethanethiol dioxygenase-like. The transcript has a single exon. Bases 311 to 1066 code for a protein of 251 amino acids. Lineage: Eukaryota; Metazoa; Chordata; Actinopteri; Acipenseriformes; Polyodontidae. Gene Ontology annotation, molecular function: oxidoreductase activity, acting on single donors with incorporation of molecular oxygen, incorporation of two atoms of oxygen. The record is from RefSeq and is a predicted model, not a curated record. Gene Ontology annotation, cellular component: mitochondrion.